This is a messenger RNA of Cyprinodon variegatus (sheepshead minnow), 5054 nucleotides long. Its product is annotated as cytoplasmic polyadenylation element-binding protein 4-like. The record is from RefSeq and is a predicted model, not a curated record. The transcript has 9 exons. Gene Ontology annotation, biological process: negative regulation of cytoplasmic translation. Bases 175 to 2115 code for a protein of 646 amino acids. Gene Ontology annotation, cellular component: nucleus; neuron projection; cytoplasm. NCBI's taxonomy places the organism in Eukaryota, Metazoa, Chordata, Actinopteri, Cyprinodontiformes, Cyprinodontidae. Gene Ontology annotation, molecular function: mRNA 3'-UTR binding; ribosome binding; translation factor activity, RNA binding.
UCUUCCCACUGGCCCAGCUGUCAUCUAGAAGAGAGAAUGAGGAGACCAUUCACACCGGCUGCUUAGGAAACCCAGAAAAAGGGAAAACGCUAAAAUAUGGCAACAUCUUAACGAUUAGGUCAUGACGGCGAACUGAAGGAUAAAGAAGACGGUGAAAGCUGAAAAUCUACCUAAAUGGGGGACUACGGCUUUGGAGUUCUGGUGAAGAACGGUGGUGGUAACAAAUCUGCUUUCCCUGUCAGGAUUCCUCCUCACCUUCAGCCACAGCACCUGCAGGACUCCUCCAACCCCCCCAGCCCUCCUUCCUUUGUAAACAACGCCUGCUCCACCAAUGGGGGCAGCGCUUGGCUCUUUCCCUCUGUAGCCCAGCACGGUAACAUGCAAGAUGAGAUUCUGGAAUCGGACAAGUCCAAAGCCUUGGACCUCCAAGACAUGCAGGAGAAGUCUCAAGUCCAGAGCCAGCCUCAGACUCUGUCUCCAGGCCAGCAGGAGGUUGGAGGAGGCCUAACAGAGCUUGAUGGAGUUCAUCCUGACGAUGGGUCAUUAGAGAAGGGUUCCCUGGAGAGUAGCGUCGGAAAGGAGAAAUUAAGGAUAGAGUCUCCUGGGUUGAGCAGUUUUGACUACCAGGACAACCUGGGAAUGGCUACUAGCUGUGCGCAGUCCACCCCGUCCCCAUCCUCACUGACCAGCUUUAACAACUGGUCCCCCGCCGUUCCAUCCAACCAGUCUCCUGUGGUUGGGGAAGAUGUCGGAGCUUUCUUCAGUCCUGCUGGCUCUAACGCAAACGGCCCACCGCUACUGUUUCAGAACUUCUCCCACCAUGCUGGCCCAGGCUUUGGCGUAGGAGGUAGUUUCUCCCCACAGAUCGGACCAGUCACCCAGCACCACCCCCCUACGCCCCAUCCUCACGGUCAGGGGGUUCCGCAGCAGCACCGCCGCUCCCCGGCUAGUCCGCAUCAACACCAACCUUCCUUCCCGCCACACCCCCAUCGCGCCGGACCGUUCGCCCAGCUGCCCCAUCUCGCUCCCGCUCAAAGCAAACCCCCUUCUCCGUGGGGAAGCUACCAGAGUCUGUCCACUCCUACGUCCACCUCUUGGAGUCCAGGUGGCUACAGUGGCUGGGGAGGGACACAAGGGGUUCGAGAGUACCGACGGGGCAUAGGAGGAGGGGUGGCUAGCCUUAACUCCUACUCCCCUUUGAAGAAAUCUUUCCCCAACAACCAGAUUCCCUCGCAGAAGUUCCCCAGAAAUACCUCUGGCAUCAAUCACAAGGGCUGGGUUGAGGACAGCAUGAACCGCAACGACAGCGUCUAUUCUUUCCAGGAGAGAACGCGGUCUUUUGAUGGUUUCAACAUGCACUCUCUGGAGAACUCCCUGAUUGACAUUAUGAGGGCUGAACAGGACUCUUUAAAAGGACGCUACACAUUCCCACAUCAGGGUGGAGAUGUGCCUCUGCCUUUGAAUGAUGUUCAGAAACUCAUAACGCGCUGCUUCAGCUGCUACAAACGCACUGCGGGACCUUUUGCUGCAUCAAGAUGCUCCUCAACUAUUGAGUUUGCAUGUAAACUGGCUGCUUCUGCUGAUCGCAGCGUCCAGAUUCGGCCCUGGAACCUUAACGACAGUGACUUUGUGAUGGAUGGCUCUCAGCCGCUGGACCCAAGGAAGACCAUCUUUGUAGGAGGAGUUCCUCGCCCCCUACGUGCAGUUGAGCUUGCAAUGAUCAUGGAUCGUCUGUAUGGGGGAGUUUGUUACGCCGGGAUUGAUACCGACCCUGAACUCAAGUAUCCAAAAGGCGCAGGGAGAGUGGCCUUCUCUAAUCAGCAAAGCUACAUUGCAGCCAUCAGUGCCCGAUUUGUUCAACUGCAGCACGGGGAGAUUGAUAAACGGGUGGAAGUGAAGCCAUAUGUCCUGGAUGACCAGCUGUGCGAUGAGUGCCAGGGCACGCGCUGCGGGGGGAAGUUCGCCCCUUUCUUCUGCGCCAACGUGACCUGCCUGCAGUACUACUGCGAGUACUGCUGGGCGGCCAUCCACUCCAGGGCCGGACGCGAGUUCCACAAGCCGCUGGUGAAGGAGGGAGGGGACCGGCCGCGGCACAUCUCCUUCCGAUGGAACUAAGGCUAGAGGGAGGGAGCGUUGCAUGAUCAGGGGAGGGAGCCAGAGAAAUUAGGGAAGGGGUUUAGACUGUAGUAUAAAAAAAAUAAUGCACUUUUAUUUUAAGUUAAAAAAAAUAAUAAUUUAUUUUUAUUUUUUUAAAUUUGGCCAUUUAAAAAAAAAAAGUGAAUCGAAAAAGAGUCAAAUCCCAUUUAUGUUUUGACAUUAAGUGUGCAUGAGCAUAUGGAUGCAUUAGAUUUAAAUUUAGAUGUUUUGGUUUUUUUUCUAACUGAGUGUAUUUUCGGUUUCUUAGUUGGCAAAGCUGCUUACAUUUGUUGUUGAAAGUAACAUAAGAUUUAACUGAGGUUGAUCACGCCUGAAUCAGUAUACAAACUGUGGAAGUUAAGUUGAUGAAAAGGUGCAUUUUUCCUUACUUUGUGCUUGCAGGAUUUAAGAACUGUUCCAUUUACCAAAGCUUGAGUGCAAAUGGUUGGAGCUCUGUUUCGAAUGGAUCGAUUUAUUUACCUUUUUUUUUUUUUUUCCAAGUAGAUUAGCGAAUAACCUCUGGUCACGGUAAAAAACAAAAACAAAAUCCUCCCAGAGUUUGGCACAUGUUUAGAUUGUUGGCUUAAACGUUUGGUUUAAAAGUGAACACUUGUAACCGGAAAGAGCAAACCAAAGAAUGGCCUAAAUCUGUCGUCCAAACAGUCGUCGAUCUGGGGUUUCUACUUUAAGGUGGUCCUCCUGUUUAGCAGGGGAAAAGGCUGGAGUUUCAGUUUGUAGUUUUCAGCUGAUAAAGAUACGGCCCUCCGGGCUCAGGUAUUGGCAGUAGUAUUUGUUCACUUUAUAUCGUCAGGGAUCUUAGCACUGGAAGCUAACAUGCUAAUGUAGUACUAACUAAUGGGAAUGCACAGUCCAGUCUCCCUGAGCUGUCCUCAUGGUGUACCACUGCACGCUCUACCGUGACUGGAGCUCUCUAUCACAAGUGUUGUGGUUGGAUUAUGGUAGUAGCUUGAAUUUGCUGUCACAGAGAUAAAGAUAUUAUUUUAUACAUGGCCUGCUGAUUUUUGUACAGUGUUUUAUAGCUGAUUAUUUUGUCAUGAACAUAUAUACAUUUAUUAUGCACUACUUUUUCUAAAUAUUUUUUUCAAUUGUCAUUUUAGGCACAUUUUUCACAAAUGGGAGAACUCCUUUUGCAAUACCUCAUUUUUUUCACUUUGUGGAAAAAUAAUUUUGUACCUUUGUUACUAAGAGAUCUGCAUUUAUGGUAAAUUUAAUUUAAAGAAAGUGAUUAAUAUAAUUUUUCAAUUAGCUUUUAUAUAUUUAAGUGCUGGUAAAUCUGAAAAUUGUCUGUUGCAUUGGUGUAAUUCUGUAGAUAAAAGGAAAAAAAAAAGAAGCAAGCAGAAGAAAAAAAAACGAGGCUUUUUAUAAGCCCGUCGUAUACAGUUCUCUCUCCUAAUAAUACAAUUACAGGAUCUUAAGGUAUGGCAAGACAUUUCUAAACCGAUUUUGAUAAGUAUCGAGUAUAAUCUAAUAUUUUUCUCCUUGGUGUAGUCAGUAGAAGUCUGAUUAAAGUAAAUGUUUUGGCUUUGAACAAUGUAAAAUCUUCCCUUUCUCCACCAGAGUGGAUCCCAUCCGUUUCCAAUCUCUUCUUUCCGAAAACUGCCUGUUAGUUCUACGUCUUCUCGGCAUGCAUACGAGAUAACACAGCUAGUGAUGAUGCAGGACCUAAUGUAAUGCACUAGAUCUCCUCCUUUAUUUUUAAUUUUUUCCUUUUAAAAAAAGAUUUUCUUUCCUUAUCUCGUUGAGAUUGCCUCUCUUGUAGCCUCUCUCUACACGAUGGAGUCUGCCUUCCUUUACAGACAUGUUUAUGCAAUAUACACCCUGACAACACUUUGGAUGUGUUUUUGUAAUGUAUUGGACACUCAGUAGGACAUAGGCGAGGAGACGUGAUCACUUGACCCCUACCCCCUCCUCCUCCUUUGUGAUGUGGCAUGCUUUGGGACAUAACCUGAAUGUUAUUUAAUGUUGCAAGUUAACUUUGAGCCAUUACGUGCAAUACUUCUUCUUUCCAGAAACAGUUCUCCGCAGUGUACGUCAUUCUGUCAUAAAAAAAAAAAUAAUCAUGCAGUCUUUUACACUUUUUUUUCCAUUUCCUAUUGUUCAUGCUGAUGUCUGUGAAAAGAAACAAAAAAUAAUUUAUACCUAAAUUUAUUUUGUAAACCUUAGUUUUGUGCUUCUUUACUUAUUUUGCUACUACCAUGCUACUGUGAUUGAAAACAUGAUGUAUAUACAAGGUUGAUGUAUUUGGCAUUUGCUAUAUUUUCAAUUGAAACGUAUAACAUUUUGAUCUAAUCUUUUAUCUUUUUAUUUUGGGGUGAAGUGUUAAAAUUGUCUAGUUUUUUUGUUUUUUUUGAAUCGCUGUAACAUGCUUCACAGUUUCACAUGGAAAAAAAUUAUGUCUUAGUAUGGCUUGAUUGCAAAAUUUCAAUAGUUUUUAAUUGAAUGCUGGGAAGGUUAUAUUUAUUAACUUUUUUUUUUUUUUACCUGAUAUUUUGAUUUUUUUUUACUAAGUCAUUUCACCUUUAUAUGUAAGUUCCAAUUUUUAUAUUUUCUUCCUGAUUAAUUUUUCGCUACAAUACAGACGUCAGUUUUUAUAGUUGGUUUGUAGUAUUGAAGUAAAAGACCUAAAGUCAUAAAUUAAUUUGCUGCCAACUGUUUGUAACUGUAUGCAUACAUUUGAAGUAUUUGUAAUGUGAGAUGUUGAAUGAAUAAAACAGCUGUGAGGAAGAAGAUGAUUGUAGUUUUAUUAAGGGGAUCUAAUGAGGACGGCUGAUGGAGAAGGUGAAUAUUUUCCUGUGAUGCAGACCAUCCAAGUGUUUCUUUGGACAUCGGGAUAAAUUCAGUUUUAUUUUUUUGGUGGAAAACUCACAUUUUUCUAGAUUUGUGAAAUAAGGCAAACU